Mytilus trossulus (common blue mussel) is the source of this 4055-nucleotide messenger RNA. Its product is annotated as beta-1,4-N-acetylgalactosaminyltransferase bre-4-like. Gene Ontology annotation, cellular component: Golgi apparatus. The transcript is spliced from 8 exons. Gene Ontology annotation, biological process: carbohydrate metabolic process. NCBI's taxonomy places the organism in Eukaryota, Metazoa, Mollusca, Bivalvia, Mytilida, Mytilidae. Gene Ontology annotation, molecular function: galactosyltransferase activity. The record is from RefSeq and is a predicted model, not a curated record. The coding region runs from base 464 to 1708 and encodes 414 amino acids.
AUAUGCCCCGGGCGUUCAUCUGUACAUUGUUGUAUUAUAAUGAGAAAUAUGACAAAAUAUCUAUGUAUUUACGAAGUAGUGUGGUGUUUUCGUAAAACAAAUCUCAUACUUAACAUAUGGAGCGUUUUAAUAAUAAACUUCCAUAUUAAAACCAAUACCUGAUUUCCGGAUUUUCGUUAUCUUCGUAUGUUAUCAGAGAAGUCUGUUAUCAGAAGGACAACCUAGGUAUGUCAGGUGUACGAGACAAACAAGUUUUUCGUAAAAGGACAGAAAAGAGAAUUUAAAAUUGGUCACACGUGUUACUUGCAACAAACCAGGAAAAAAAAUAUAUAUAAAUCGAAAAAAAGAUACCAAUAACAACUAUAUCUUUCUAUCACCAAUGUAAAUCGACAUUGAAUAUACGAAUUAAUCAGUUUCAUGUAUAUCUUGACCGAAGUGAAAAGAACCACUCAAUUUCAAACCGAUGAAACAAAAUCGAGAAAAAAUACUGCUUACGUUGAAUAGUGACCACACGUACAAGUUAAAUGGAAUGGGGGAUGCGAAUGAACGGCAUUGCGCAAAAGGAUCAGUAUUUAAAUCUUUGUUCUUGGUGUUAUUGUUUCUGAUUACGAUUCAGAUAGCGUUUAAUUUAUCCAUUCAGCAGGCAGCUUUCACGUUUAUGUCAAAAUGGGUACAAGUAUCGGAACAGUUGUACUCGAGUUCGUCUCGCCUAGCUCAGUUUCAACCAUCAACAUUAGACAUAACGAAGGGUACGCCAAGUGCUCCAUCAUUUCAUAUAGAACAGUCAACACAGUCAGUGAUAAAAUCAGAUAACAACGUGACUUAUGUGUGCAGUAAAAAUGUAACAAAUGUGACGGAUGAUGAUUGUUUGCCGUUGUGUCCAGUAAUUCCAGAUAAACUAGUUGGUGCUUUAGCAACAUAUUCCGACUCCCCAACUUACUCUGACUUAGAUAGACUGUAUCCCUGGGUUCAAGAUGGAGGAAGAGGAAAGCCGUCCGACUGUUACCCGCGCCAUCGUGUUGCCAUCAUCAUUCCAUACAGAAACAGGGAUAGUCAACUGCGGACAUUUUUAUAUAAUAUCCAUCCUAUACUUUAUCGACAGGAGUUAGAUUAUGGAAUUUAUGUCGUAGAACAGAAUGGAAGUUCUAAAUUUAACCGUGCCAUGCUGAUGAAUAUUGGGUAUGCAGAAGCAAUGAAGAUACACGAUUAUCAAUGUUUUGUCUUCCAUGAUGUGGACUUAAUUCCAGAAAACGAUAAAAAUAUUUACAACUGUCCAAAACAACCAAGACAUAUGUCAGUUGCAGUAGAUAAAUUCAAAUACCGAUUGCCUUACACUGCAAUAUUUGGAGGCGUAUCAUCUUUAACGAAGGAACAGUUCCAAAAAGUCAACGGGUUUCCAAACAGAUAUUUUGGCUGGGGAGGUGAAGAUGAUGAUAUGUGGAAUAGAAUUCACAACGCAGGAUAUAAAGUAAUCCGAUAUGCUAUGGACAUAGCUCGCUAUAAGAUGAUUAAACAUGGAACUGAAACAGGAAAUAAAGCUAAUCCUGGGAGGUUUAAAAUGCUGAAAGACAGUAAAAAGUAUUUCAAAACUGAUGGCAUUAAUAGCCUGAAGUAUAAAGUAUUAAAAAUAGACUUUAAUCAUCUCUAUACACGAGUCGUUGUUGACAUUGACGAAAAAGAAGUUUUGAAGGGAAUAAAAAAGUCAUGACACCAACUUAGGAGUGAAUAUUCUUGAAAACUAUUUAUGGGAAAAUAAGUAACCAAUACAUACCAAUGACGAAAAAAAUAUGGAGACAAUUCAUUGGAUUAUUCAUUGGAGAAUUCAUUUAUGUUUCAUAAGCGUACAUUGAUGUUCUAACCAUUCAUAACACUGCCUUGGAAUUGAAACUGUGUAUGUAGCAUGAAUUAGGAUGACGACAGAUGGAUUAUUUUCUAAUUCACCAAUUAAGGCAAAUUGAAAAUCUCAUGUACACAAACGUCCUUGUUAAUAUGAAGUAACGAUUGAGUGGUUAUAAUUUUUUUUUUUUUUUAUAGAUGCGUAGUUAAAAUGAUUAUAUAUAGUAUGUUUGUGUUAAAAUGAAUGUAAGCUUUGUUUAGCAGUUCGGGUACACAACAUUUUACGGUUAAACAUCAAUUAUCAUAUCAAUUUCCCCUAUUUUAACAAACCAAUCCAGCAAUGCAUGAUCGACUUAUACAUAUAUACGUUCACAUGAUACUCAGAUCACCAAGCUCUUAGACCCAAUCGUCCUAAGUUCAUCUAAAGAACAAGUUACACGAAUAAUGUUUUAGAUGAACUGGCAGGUUAUGCCAAAAGUCAACUAAACUGGUUUUUGUUUGCUGCCGAUAAUUCCACUUGGGUUAUGCUUGAUAUCCAACAACUGUUUUCUUAAGAGCAUUGUUUGAAAGGUAUAGAAAUGUGCGAUACGAAAGAACAUAACGUAGUAUGUGUUCCGUUCGAUUAAACACCAUUUAACUAGUUACCGGUGGUGGUCAAGAGCAAGGGUCUGGGGUUAGAACCCUCUAAACGCAUUUGAAUAGGUACAUAUGGUUGGUACCCCACUUUAUCCUGGAAUGGCAGAAUCCGCACCUAGUUACCAUAUUUCGCACAAUCUUACGUGACGGUAAACUCGUAGUAGCAAACAAUGCAUCGCAGUUCAUUGUUUUGAUUGGGAAAUGUCUUAGAAGCUGUUUACAUUUUGUAAUUUGGGAAUCUAAUUUAUGCAAAUGUAUUCUGACAAUUGAAUUAUAGUGGUCUGGAUCUGUUUAUUGAAUAUAUGUGCCUCCUUAUUCUCAUUACUUAUGUGAUCUCUUUACCAAAGAAUUUAAACGAAUUAUAUGUUAUUGCAGGAAAAUGAAUUAUCUUUGUUUUAUAUAGUAUUAUCACUUGAAAAUUACAGCUCGUCGCGCUUAGUGCAGCACAGCAUUUGCGCAAUCAGUAGUGUAUGUAAACUGUUGUCUCAUUGUCAUUGUCACUCAUCUUCUUAUAUCUAGGAACAAAAUGUUUUAUCAUUAUCGAUCAGUAUACAUAUAAUCAUAUCAGGGUUUUAAAUUUUUCAACUUUAUAAUUUUAUGUACGCCUGUUAUGAAGUGCCUUUUUAAAACAGAGGGUAUCGAUAGGGUCCUUUAUUUCUAUAUUGUUUCAUUGUAAUACAUUUUUCUUAAUCUUUAAAAUGACGCUUAUUCUAUAAAAUUCUCACGAAAAUGAUUUUACAAUUUACAUGAAUUUGUAUUCUGUACAUUGAUUAUUUUUUAAACCGUUUAAGUAUUACCUAAUCUUUUUAACUAGUUAAUCUCUAUACUUUAACCCUAUUCUUCAUAUUUUUUUUUUAUUUUUUUUCCUUUUUUCAUUAUCAUAGUUGUCUAUUCCUUAAACUCCAGACAGACUCUCAUUACAGGAAUUGAAGUUUAAAAAAUUCACAAAAUAAUGAUAAAAUGAAGACAUGUUAUAAAUUUCAUGCAUCCGAAGCACUUUAUCCAAUUUGAACAAGGGUUUAAAUGAUAAUUUUAUAAAAUAUAUAUUAUUUUGAAAGAGAUGGGCGGAAAAAAAGAAUAGAAAUAAUAGGAUACUAUAAUAAUAAUUAAAAAUGAAUAGAGGGAAAUGGGCAAACAUAAAGUAUAGAGGAAAAUGGGCACAAAUAAUAAAAUAAAUGAACACAAAUAAAAAGAGAAAUAAGUUUAAAAGUUAAACAAUACAGAAAUGAGGACCAUCUUCUAUUUAUAUAUAUUUAUGUUAAAAGUUAAUCUUUUAAUAAAGUAUGUUGCCCUUUUUUAGAUGCCUUUCAAUACAUUCCUACCUUGAACAUUUUUUUUUAAAUUUUAGAUAUAACAGGAUGUUAACCUUUGUUUAUUUUUGACGGGUUUUUUUUCAGACUCAUUUUAAGAUAUGCAUUUGUUUUAAUGAAUAUUAAAUGUUCUGUUUAAGAUAAGUCUAGUUUAUAACGUUGUUGGGGGUAAAAUUUGUUAAUAGAUCAUACAGAAAUCAUCGUUAUGUUUAUUUACAAGUUUUAUGAUAAUCCAUUGUGUUUUGUAUCAUUAUUAAAAUGUUGAUAAACUGA